UGCGUAUCUAAUUCCGGCUAGCAUCGGCCUUAUAGAUAAAUGGAUAAUAAACCUAAAUCAAUGGCUAAAUAAUAUAUAGGCCAGAAAUUAACUUUAAACAGCAGUGUCUGCGAGCAAGAUUUGCUAUAUAAACAGCAGCCAUAUGUAAAAUAGAGUGGCUUCCCCCUGAAUCUCGCGCUGUAAGUUCAUAAAAAAAACAAGAUGGCUGCUAUAGUAAAUGAGCAUGGUUGCAUCUGUUGGAAACAUAGCUAGUCUUCAUUUACUACUGAAAAGUUUUAAUUCAAUGGUUUUUUAAAAACAGGUACAUAAAUGAAACAAGGAAACAUUUUUGUAUUUUAAAAAACAUAAAUCCUCCUAAAAAUGUGAAAUAAUUAUUAAAAUUUAAGGAGUCAACCGUUUUUCACAUUACAAGUCGCUGGCGAUUUUACGUCUGUGAUUGAAAGCUCUAGUACUAGGCCUAAAUAAAUAUUAACUGAUUUGGUACAGAUUCCUGAUCAUAAAUCUAUUUUCUUAGACACAUUACAUACAUUUUAAAACAAUUCUAAAUUACAGAAAUUAUAGGGGAAACUUAACAUGCCCCAGAUUCUUUUUCUGGCAAUUGUAAAAAAAACAAAAAAAAACUGGCCUGCUUUUUCAAAUUAGAGAAUGGGUAUAGCUGUUAUAGAUUUUGAGAUAAUCUGAGCUAAAUUCAGGAAUUCAUGAGGCUGAAAAAGUCCCAACAAGCUUUGCUACAGCCACAUAGCUUGGAAAAUGUCAAAUGCAGAAUUAUGGGAUUUGGAUACCAGUGGUGGUAUUAUGGAGCAAAUCCAAAUGCUCAUUGCACCACCUAUUAGUGCUGAUGCUUUAAGGAGAUCACGUAGACGUAGAGAAAGGGAAGUUUACAGGCGUCCUGGUCGCUCAGUAAAUCAUGACUGUUGUGACAGCUGCAAGGAAGGUGGAGAUCUGAUUUGCUGUGAUCGUUGUCCUGCUGCUUUUCAUUUACUAUGCCAUGAUCCACCACUUUCAGAAGAAGAACUGCCAACAGGCGAAUGGUUGUGCCAUAAGUGCAAGAUUUCCCCGCAAGAGUCUAAAGAUGAGGAUACAGAAAGCACCUCAAGCAAAUCGUCCAACAGAUCAAACAGGACCAAGAGAACAGCAGUACACAUUGAAGCUGAUGGAGAUGGAGAUAAUCCUCUCAAGACUCUAGUCAAAGCUGCCCGUCUAAUGAAUCCCAUGCAGUUUGAUGUUGGCAAAGAGAUUUCCUGUAAUAAACCAUUGCCAGGCAGUAGCAAGAGAAUGUAUGGAAAAGCAGCCAAAAAUGUGCCCAAAAAACAGGCUCAUGAAUUGGAUAAUGGAUUGGUACCACUUCCAGCAAAAAUGUGUUUUUCCUGUAACAAAAGCUGCAGAGUAGCACCACUUAUCCAGUGUGAUUAUUGUCCUUUGUUGUUCCACUUGGACUGCCUUAAUCCCCCGUUGACAUCAUUGCCCACAGGCAGGUGGAUGUGCCCAAACCAUGUUGAACAUUUUCUGGACUCACACCUGCUUAAAAGUCAGAGUCUCACAGAGCGUUUGCGUCUGUGGGAUAGAUAUACAGGUUUGGUGGAUAGUCACACAGUUAAAGUAGACUUCCUUAACAAAAUCCAUCGCAAGUUCCCAAUGUUCAGAUUUAGAAGAAAAUUACCAUCAAGACUCUCAAUAAGUGUUCCACUGGCUAUCAAAGAGUUUUAUCAACAUCCCACUGUGCUACUGCCCGACCCUGCACGCCCCUGCCCUCUCACUAGCACUGGUUCCCACCUGACUCAUGGAAUGGCAACUCUAGAAGAGCAAGAAGAGUGGCUAUCAAGUGUGGUAUCCAUGCAAGCGAGCAUAGCAAAAUAUUUAGCUCAAAAACAAAUAGAAAAAACAGCUGAUGGGACUAGAAGUUGUGAGGUGACUACAAUGAAUAGUAAGCCUACAGCAUCUGUGGCACCUGUUGUACACAAAGAGGUUGAACAGGAAACUGUAAACAGUGAUCUUUUUCUAGAAUUAGCUGACUGUGAUAGAAGCAAACAGCAGAUAUAUAAUGGGGAACUUACUAGUAACAGUCCCAAUACUGUUGCAGACAAAAACAGUUCCUUGUCACCAUGGCCACCUGAAAACCUAACAGGAGGUGUGGUCUCUUUGUUGCCUAAUAACAUAAGGCAUAGCUUUGUGUCCAGUCCUAAAGGAGAUGCAGACAGCAUUGAGUCAUCGAAUGGCAGGCAACUGGAGGAGAUGGGAGUUAGAGCUCGAAGUAACAGUGCAGAUUCAAUCCCCUCUCCCUCAUCACCAGCUCUGGGCAGGCCACUCUGGAUGGCUGGAGACAAUUUCAUUGGGGAUUGCAGCAGUAAAAACUCUGGCAGCAAAAAUAUUGUUAUCAAUGCUAUCAAAAACAGUGGUGUUGUGACAAAAGUUUUGCCUGGUAAACCACAACCAGCAAAGGUAAUAUUUCCAAAUAACAAAGUACCCUUCCCUAGCAGCAAUAGUAAUAAUGGAAAUGAACGUGUGAUUGUUCAGUCAUCUAAUAAAAUACAGACUACAACACCAAAAGUCAUUAGCGUUGCUUCAUCAUCAAGCCGUCAAGCUAACAGUGCACCUAUUUCUCAAAAAGCUGGUCAUUUCAAUAACAUCAUUGGUUCUUCACCAACACUAGCCAACUUAAAUAGUAUGCUUCAGCAGUGGAUUGAGGGGAACACUGUUGAUGGUGAAUUUUCUAAACUAGAUGAACAGCUGACUCAAAUUUUGGCUUGGCAGCGACUUCAACAGCUAAUGCCAUCCAGGUCACCACCGACAUCCACUUCUUGUCCUGUAACAACUUCCACCACUCCAACCAAUACUAAAAAAGGAUUAUUAAAUGUGUAUUUAGCUCAACAAUGCACGUCAGAAGUUCGGUCUAGGGCAGUUUUAUGUCCCCUGUCCGGCAAGGGUCAAGCCAUUCCAAUGCCAUACAGGUCUUUGAGUCUUGGAACAGGGGCUGAUAUGGAUGUCUGUCUAAGUCAGUAUGGACAGUGUAAUUUUAUAUCAGGUCAUCAUGCAACAAUAUUUUAUGAUGAGAUGAGUCGCCAUUUUGAACUUCUGAACUACAGUGAACAUGGUACAACUGUUGAUAAUGUGCUCUUCUCAUGUGACUUCUCUGACAAGCCUGCCACCACGCCACAGUUGAGUCCAGUCAUCUCUGCUGUUAGAGAGAUGAUCAGUAAAGAUGGACGCAGAAAUGGAACCAAGAGCAGUAAACAUGGAGAAGACAAAUUGAGAAUGUCAGCCAAAGCUAAUGGGAGGUGUAGUGUUUGCAGCUGUAAAGCAAGUAGCUCAAGUCUUAUAGGUGGCAGUGGUGCAGGCUGGGAAGGUACAGCUCUACUACACCAUGGCAGCUACAUCAAAGUGGGUUGCUUGCAGUUUGUUUUCAGCAUUGUUGAUCAUGCCCCAGACCAGCACAUCCAGCAGUCAACAGAAUCAUCCUUGUCAAUGAGCAGGUUUUCAUCUAUGCCUUUGUUGUCAACAUCCCAGUACCUACACAAUCAGCCAAGCUUGUCUUUACUUAAAACUCAACUCAAAUCUUCUGCACCUGCUUAGUUCUGCUUGGAUGGAAUGUACAUUAUGUAUAAAAAAAAAUCUAUGAUACCAUAUACAAUCAAUAAAAGCAUCUAAAAAUCAAACUUACAAGAACAUGUCAGGUGCUGAAUCCAACAUGAAGUUCCAGGGAUAGUAACAGCUGGAUUCUGUGAAUCUUUUCAUACUUAUCUACAGGGACAAUUGUUUCCAGGUUUCCUGUUGAAAUCCUACUUGACGAGUGUUUUCUAGCCCAGGUUUCUUUUUUGAGCUACCUAUGACAAUUAUUUUGCAAUCUUGUCAUGAAAUGAUUGAAAUAAGUUAUGAACAAUUUGUUUGUGGUCAAUAAAUGGUCAUACUUAAUUGGUUGA
Messenger RNA from Physella acuta, 3917 nucleotides. Its product is annotated as PHD finger protein 12. NCBI's taxonomy places the organism in Eukaryota, Metazoa, Mollusca, Gastropoda, Physidae. Gene Ontology annotation, biological process: negative regulation of transcription by RNA polymerase II. Gene Ontology annotation, molecular function: protein binding; transcription corepressor activity. The record is from RefSeq and is a predicted model, not a curated record. Gene Ontology annotation, cellular component: Sin3-type complex; nucleus.